AGCAUUAGCGUCAACGGAUGUGGUUCUGCAGCUGCAGCUCCAACACCCGGUACAAGCUCGAGUAGCAGUGGUAGUUCUGCGAGAGCAGCAGCGGCAGUGCCAGUGUUGGAAACGCCAACAUGUGCUAGCUCGAUACCACCAGUACCAUCAGCAAAGAGCAAGGCGCACGUAGAUUCCAGUGCAGCAACCGAGAGAGAAAAAGUUAGACGGCUUCGUGAUUUUCUAGCUGGUCGGGAUGACCAUGUUGUUCCCGCCCCGCGUCGAGAUAUAUCCACAAAUAGGAAGAAGCCAUCAGCUUCCGGUCGCGCAACAAGCCUGCGGCAGCCGAGGUGUAAGUCUCUUGCGGUGAAUAUCGGCAGCACAAGCAAAGUUGCGUCAGCUGAUGGAAAGCCUCUUGGUCAUGAUGGAAGUAGUUUUGCGCUGUCAUCGCUUGACGCCGUAAAAUCUGGCGCCAAGAACACUUUGCGACAUCAAGUGUCUGACUCAGGUGCUAGCUCACCAUCGACCAUACUCGUCGGAACGUCCCCCAGUACCAGUAGUGGUAGCAGUUCUUGUGUCAAGAAAGCGGCCUCAGCCUUACCCAAUGCUGGUUGUAGAAGUGGGGAGCUUCAUGCACAUCGAAGGUUUCACAGCGUCCCGAAAGGAUUUAAAAAAUCGUCUGUCGAGGCGGCGGAAAACGUGACCCCCGAAAACAUCCCGGUGUCAACGCCCUCCCAUCUGGUAUUUGGUUCCAAAGAUACUCGUGAGGAGGAAAACAAGAGAAAUAUGAGCAGCUCUUUGCAUAAGAGCGUCGGUGCCGAAACGACUAGCACGGUUCCCUCAACACCGCGACUGCCCUUGCUAACACCGACGCGGACACUGUCAGUUGCAGCUGCGUUUACCACUCCAGAUGUAUCUCAAAGCAAGACCACGGCAAGGACACCCGAAACGGAGCUACACCAACUACUUGAUGAGAAAUUUCCAAAGAGUCUAAGUCUCAAUGCGACACCCACAACAAGGGUCGAUGUGCCAACCUCCUCGUCAUCUAGCACUCAUCUUCGAGAGCAGGAGCAGCAUCACACAGUCACAGUACCACCACCACCCACACCCUUAACACUUCAGCUACAGUUAGAAUCCACGUCCACUGGUCUCGCGAAUCUCAGAGAGCUGUCGCUCUGCCGUAACUCACAGAUGUCGGCACUGGGAGUGCAGCACAUUCUCAGACGUGCCAAGAAACUUCGCUCCAUCAAGCUCUCACAGUGUAACCUCCGCCUCACCGAGAACAUCCUUUGCCUCAUCUUCGGCCAGAAGAAGCUGCCCUAUCUGCAGAUCGUGGACUUGAGUUUCCUACAGGGUCCGAUCGAGAACUUCGAGUACCUGCAACCUGGGAAUGUUCUGCGCGAAUUGAAUCUAGGACGCACGAAUCUGACGAACGCGGGAGUACAGAGGAUAAGGAAGUUGUGUGUGCAUUUGGAGAAACUGUUUCUGCCUUGGUGCCGUGAGAUUAGUGAUGGGGCUUUUGUGGAUGUGGAAGAACCGGCGGUUCUUGAGAAUAGUUCUUCUGCUGCGGCAUCAGUAGUAAAUUCCAAUGGUGUAGUCAAUGAGCAGCACACCUCUGCCGGAGCAGAAGUUCAAGUUUCGAGCAACAACAAAGACAGCAUCCCCAACAAGGUCGUGUCGGAAUUACCUCGUCUUCGGAUGCUAGACUUGUGCGGAACUCAGAUUGGCGACCUAACUUUGCAGAAGUUUGUUUUUUCCAAGCUCAUCAGAUUGCAAGAGCUCGACAUCAGUUGGUGCGGAAUGGUGAAGCUGAAUGGGAUCCAUUUUUCUGACGCUGUUUUUGCGAAGAGACGAGUCGGGUCUUCAAGUACGUCUGGAGUUAGCAGCAGGAGUCGGGCACUGGCUCUUGCUAACAAGAAGCAGGACGCAACAAGCAAAAUGGCAAAUAAUGCUGUUGGCCAAGAAGAUGCAACGAAUGUCGAAGCGGUGGCCCAGCGCCCAGAGAUGGGAUGCGAUGUGACUUCUGUACCUAUGCCUGCACAUACCUCUUCAGAAGUGUCAGCGGCGAAAAAGGAGGUCGAGGUUGCUGAUCUUCCUCUUCCACCUUUUGAUCUAGUGGGAGAUAUCAACAACAACAACGAAAGUGGCAAAGAGUCUGUCUUCCCCGAUAAAUCGUCAGCGCCAGUGGAACAUAUAGGCGUCGAUGUGGACCUUCCACCUCUUGAUCUAGUGGGAGAGAUCAGCAACGAAAGUAGCAAAGAGUCUGUUUUUCCCGCUCAACCGACAGAUUCCACCGAUCAAGAUGGCCGCGAAUCGGUUUACACGACUCUCUCAUCGCAGCUCUCUCAAGGAGACCCCACAGAAUUAGAAUACAACAACUUUCACUGCUGCUCAACACCAUUUUCAAUGUCAUCGUCUUGCUAUAACAACGAUGUAGGAAAAGCGACCUCCUCAUCUACGAUGCGCGGUCCCGACCACAGUCCUGGAGGUUCUACGACAUCAAGAAGUAUUAAUAGUGCCACAGUCUUCAACCUCACAGCUGACAAUCGUGCUCGUCGUGGAAGCAUAGAUUUCAUCAAAGAUCGAGCAGCGAAUCUUGCGCCAGCAACGCAACGAGCUCGGAGUCGAGGAUCGUCAAGGGAACAAACGCCGCCUGUUGCGCAUUCGGGUAGAGGUGCAGCUAGUGGGACGACGAGUAGUUGUAGUCCUUCGUCGAGAAAAGGUGAGCGUGGUGGCGCCGCUUCUGUGCAGAGGGCAGAUCGCGUUGUGACAUUCCAAAGUGAAGGUCGCGAUGUGGUUGUCAGCAGCGAGAGACGAACGGCACAAGCAUCCGCUCCUAUUUCCGCGAACUCCACCGCAAUAAAUGCGAUCGGUGGUGGUAGUGGCUCGACCAAAACCCUCGUCCGCCAGGAUUCAUCCAUAACGCCUCGUCUUGCUGUUCCAACCAACAACGGUGCAAAUUCUUCUUCAACCACUUCCAAUUCAGCAGCACCAAAGCGUGGUCUUACUGCUUUACAUCUCACCGGAUUGUGGAAUCUAGAACGGGUCAUUGCCGCAGACCCCGCUCGCACACUGGGACUUUCCCGCUCUCUCCAAACUUUGAGGUUGGACAACAUUGAGAUUGGUCCUAGUGUUUUGCAUGCGCUCGCCGCCAACUGUCCUAGCUUGCAAAACUUGGGAUUGCAGAUUCGUCCUUUUCUGUGCGAGAUGAUAGCUGAGGAGCAGAUAGUGUCGAGUUGUUCCAGUAGUACUGCUGCAGCUGAAAACCCUCCGUCCAGUGCAGCUGAAAACCCUUUCCUCGUCCUUUCUCAGACCUGUCAGCAACUCGAAGUCCUUGCUGUCGAUUGCGAACAGCCCAGCAUUGUCGUCGACGCUCUUGCCACUGGGUUUCCCAGAUUGAAAGCGUUGAGGCUGAGAUGUCCGCUUUUUGACAACGACUUGUCUCGAAUCUUGGCCGCAAAAACAGUUCACUUAGAACAGCUAGACCUCGCGGACGUGAACUUGGCGGAUGACACACUGAGAAGAUGGAUGGAAGAUGCCGAGGACGAGGAGGAGGAAGAUGAGGUCGAGCUGCCGAUCCCGAAUCCCCACUUCUUCUAUUUCGCGCUGCAAAAGACUAGAAGAAGUGGGGAUUCGGGAUCGGCAGGUGGUAGUGGACGUGCGGUGUAUCGACGAAGUAUGGAUAUUAGCGAACAAGACUUGUUGAAGCACGACGAUGAAGAUUCAUCUGCUGACGCAGGUCUUGACGAGGAGGAUGAAGACGACCAUCAUGCAGAUUGUCCCUCAGAACCUGCGCAGAAUGAACGCCGUCUCCACGAACAAGUCCGUGGCACUCUCGCCAAUCUCCUCACUUUCCACGCUAGGGCACAUCAGCUCACAGACACCGGCGCCAACUGCUUAGCCAACAUGCUUGUCUCCGCUCUGACCGUUGAACUCGACUCCCCUUUUCUCUCCAAAGGCGCUCUGUCCCACUUCCUAAGACAAGAGCAACUCCAGUUCCUUCGAAGAGUCCAGAUCACCGCAGGUGCCGAAGGGGGAGGUACUGGAGGAGGAGCUUCGAAGAAGCAUGUCUGGUCUGGGGAUAAGAAGCGAGACUCAGAAAAACGACUUAGAGAGAGGAACAUGCUUGCAGUGUUACAAGAAGGCGGAAGCGAAAUGGAAAUGAGCGACUGAGGAGGGUCUCAAAGAACAUCCAGCUCAAGCUGUUGCUAGGCGUCUUGGUACACACUAUAACGAUCCGAGAGGAGCUUGGUAAACACUACAACAAGAAUGAGCUUGGAAAAAUUUAGUCCAAGUUGUUGUUCCCACCGCCCCACACAUAAUGAUGAAAUUUGAAGUAAUGCAACGCCAUUGCAUUUGGAUUUCCCAUGAUUGAUUGAUUCAAGUCUCCGG
Amoebophrya sp. A25 is the source of this 4371-nucleotide messenger RNA. NCBI's taxonomy places the organism in Eukaryota, Dinophyceae, Syndiniales, Amoebophryaceae. The record is from the annotation of a GenBank genome assembly.